This is a messenger RNA of Nerophis lumbriciformis (worm pipefish), 1784 nucleotides long. NCBI's taxonomy places the organism in Eukaryota, Metazoa, Chordata, Actinopteri, Syngnathiformes, Syngnathidae. The record is from RefSeq and is a predicted model, not a curated record.
GGGUAAGACACAACACCUGCACAACUUGACUCUUGAUACCCUGCAGCGAACAUGGAUCUUUCACCUGAAGUUGGGCUCAACAAACAAUCUGUCAAUUACAAAAGUUUUGAAUCGCCUCAAUUGGUGCAUGGUUCCAAGCCAGAUGUAAACAAAGUCCAAAAGGAGGUACCUUUGCACCAAUUGGCUGCUGGUUGUUUUCUGGAUGACGUCUCCGCUAACAAAACCAAGGAAAGUUCCAGCAAUAAUGCACCCAAGUAUGUGUACAUCGCCUGCGUCACUUUUGCCGUGGGAGUGACCUUUGCAACGAUGCUGCAGGUGUAUCUUGGUGAAAAUAUGCUCUUUCUAGAAGGAAUGUUGGUUUCGGACCAUGAACGCUGUACGGCAGUCGGCCAGGGAGUUUUACGUGAUCGUGGCUCCAGUGUGGAUGCGGCCAUCGCUACCGUACUGUGCCUGGGUGUGGUGCAUCCACAUGUAAUAGGUAUUGGUGGAGGAGGGGUGAUGCUGGUUCAUGACACGCGGAAAAAUGAAACCAAGGUACUUGAUUUUCAAGGAGCAGCACCAAAAGGGCUCAAGGAGGAGAUGCUGCAAAGUGGAUUUAGAAAGAAGGCAGGUCUGUUGGUGGGAGUGCCUGGUAUGCUCAGAGGGCUGCACCAAGCUCACAGAAUGUAUGGGAGUUUAUCUUGGCAAAAUGUGGCCGCCAGAGCUGCUGUUGUGGCAAGAGAAGGUUUUAACGUAUCUCAAAGUCUUGCUUCUGCAAUAUCAAAUGUGAAAGGAGACUCCCUAAUGGACCGUUUCAGGGCGACCUUCUUCCCAGAUGGCAGAGCUCUGCGUCCGGGUUCAUUUCUCAGGAUGCCCAGUGUGGCCCGAGUCCUUCAAGUUGACCUGUCCAACUUCUAUAGUGGAAAUCUAUCUCAAGAGAUGGAGGAGGAGGUGCGGGCCCAAGGAGGUGUCCUUAGUCGGGAGGACAUUAGUAACUACAUUGUGGAAGUAGGGCAGCCAUUGGAGGGCCUUUAUAAAAAAUUUAGAAUUUUGGUUCCUGUUCACCCGUCUGCUGCUGCAGCUUUGUUACUUACUGCAAAACUUUUAGAGGGCUUCAACAAGACCGAUCGGAAUCAAACAGUGCUACGCUGGACCACUAAGGCUCUGAAGGAAGCUGUCAGAAUGGGAAUCUCUGAAUAUAACUCGUCAAUGACUGGGCUGCUGACUGACAUGCUGAGAAAAGGCUCAGUUGACAUGCUUCGCCCCAAAAUUUGGCACUCACUUGGCUCUCCACCUGAAGACCAAAGCAGAGUCCACACCAUCCAAAAGACAGCGCUGAUGUCUGGACAAGUAGAAGUCAUGGGACCGGAUGGCCUCAUGGUGUCGAUGGCAGGUUCUUUGAGCAGACCGUUUGGGAGCAGAAUCUUAACUCGCUCAGGCAUCAUUCUUAACAGCCUCAUCCUUCAGUUCUACCAGACAAACAAAUCUGGCAAGAACCAAGGAAUUAAAAUCCAGCUUGACAAGAGGCCAGCUCUCUCAGCUCUGACACCCACAAUUGUGGUACCAGCUUGGCGUGUCUGUGGGACCUACAUGGCACUGAGCCUCUCACUGGCAGGACUUGUGGAGCGACCAGAUGGAACUAUUGUCCAAUCACUGUUUCCAGAGGGUAGGGUGCAGACUUUGAAUGCAAGUGCCCAGAGUGUCGAAAGCUUGAGAACUGUUGUCCAUGGGGUCCUGAGGAACCAAGAUGUCAUGCAGGAAAUUUAUGUUCUUUCAUGACUUGAAUAAAGUCUUUCAUGACCUUA